UUUUAUUUUAUGGAUCGCAAAAUGACGUUAACAAACGGAGCUUCUAGUGGAAAUGCUGGUGUCAAUCCUGGGGGUGGAUUUGGUUUUGAUGCUGCCAAUUUGUCUGCUUCGGCAAAUAUGCAAAUUCUGCUCCAAACAAAUAAUGAUCUUAUUUUGUCUAUUUACAAGACGAUUGUGGAUUCGACGCAGGAAAUUAAUCGUAAAAUUGAAGCUCUUCGUGAUGAUAUUCGGGAUAUCAAAUUGAAUCAGCAACGCAAUGACCGCACUCUUCAGGAGGAAGCAACUAUGUGGCGUACUCACACUGAGCAAUUACUUGCUGGACAGGGAAGCCGUCAUCUUCAAGAUGUUAGUCGACUUCAGGACAUGCUUAUGAAAUUAGUGGUUGCUCAACCUCCUCAGCUUUCAACAUCUACAGGCAGUUAUGUUACGCAAGAAGCUGUUGGUGGAGGCUUUGCCACUUCUGCUACUGCUCCAGUUGUUACUGCUCCUGUCGUCAAUGCACCUGCUGCUGCUCCUGUCGCCAUUCCUUUGACAGCUGUCGCUACCAUUCAGGCAACUACUACGGUGCCACUUGUUACUUCUAUCGCUCCAAUUAUUACUACGGCACCGUCGAUUAUUGCUUCUACUACUCCAUUGAGUACAACGUCUCCGUAUACUAUUCAUUCGGCGCCCAGUUUUACUACAACAAAACCUACUUUUGUUACCUAUACUCCGGCUAUUACAACCACUACACCGACUGUUACUUCAACAAUGUCGUCAACUACUACUAAUACAACUUUUGGAGUUACUGGCACUGUACCUUUUGGUGGAAGUUUAUUUGGCGGUGGAAAUAAUGCUGGAACCAAUACUUUUGCCAAUCUUGCUGCUAAGGCUGCUCAAUCAAAGCCUGGACAAGCUGGUGGUGGAUUCUUAAGCGGUAAUAAUGGUGGGAUUUCAUCUGAUGGAUCGAAGCAGUCUCUUUUUGGCGCUUCGCCAUUUAGUGUAUCUAAUACUACAGGAUCUUCUGCAAAAGAUUUUAAGUUUUUUACUCCUCAUACAAAAACUGAAACUCGUGGUGAUGGUGAUGAAUCUGAUAAGGAGGAUGAGACUGCUGAGGAUUAUACUCCUGAUGUUCAUUAUGAGCCCGUUGUUCCUUUGCCACCCGAGGUUGAAGUUGUCAGUGGGGAGGAAGGCGAAGAGGUUACUUUUGUUGCUCGCUGCAAGCUUUAUCGUUAUGAUCGUCAAUUAAAAGAGAACAAGGAACGUGGGCUUGGCGAUAUUAAGAUCCUCUUCAAUCCAACUACCAAAAAGUACCGUUGUGUAAUGCGCCGUGAGAAGGUUUUUAAGAUCUGUGCAAACUUUCCUGUUGUUCAUGAUUUGUCUCUUCAUAAACGUGAACAAAUGCCAACUGUUUAUACUUGGGCUUGCAAAGAUUUUUCUGAGGAUACUGUUGGUGGUUUGGAUGAGACUUUUACUGCACGCUUUAAGGAUGCUAGCAUUGCUGAGGAAUUUCAUCAGGUUUGUUUAACUUUUUGUUUGGUUUUUAUUUUUGAGUUUUUUGCGUGCAGCAAAAAUUUUAUUUUGAUGACAAUGAAUUAUUAA
Meloidogyne enterolobii is the source of this 1581-nucleotide messenger RNA. The record is from the annotation of a GenBank genome assembly. Lineage: Eukaryota; Metazoa; Nematoda; Chromadorea; Rhabditida; Meloidogynidae.